This is a messenger RNA of Erpetoichthys calabaricus (reedfish), 4194 nucleotides long. RefSeq lists its product as uncharacterized. Gene Ontology annotation, molecular function: DNA binding; DNA-binding transcription factor activity, RNA polymerase II-specific. The transcript is spliced from 16 exons. The record is from RefSeq and is a predicted model, not a curated record. Lineage: Eukaryota; Metazoa; Chordata; Cladistia; Polypteriformes; Polypteridae. Gene Ontology annotation, biological process: regulation of transcription by RNA polymerase II. Gene Ontology annotation, cellular component: nucleus. The coding region runs from base 457 to 2175 and encodes 572 amino acids.
CAUAAUCAGAUUAACAACCGGGUUGUUUCUAGCUUGAACUUUGGCAUUUUCUUCAAUAAAAACUUCCUUUCUUUGUACCAUAUAAUUAAAAUAAUAUCAUAAGGCAAAGUGAAUAAUACUAGAAGCUAUAAGAAAAUAAUGAAGAGAUAAAGCAAGCCUGCAAAUAUCAAGAGAAAGUGUAGGGUUAACUUACCUGCCACUUAAUAUAUUCACAUAAUUGUAGAUUUAGCCAGUAGCAGGCACUAUGUAAAUGUGCACUGGAACUGGAGAAGACCCAAAGGCAGGCAAGAAACUGAAAGAAAGAAGAAGCCAGAAGAGAAGUUUCAUGCAAAGUAAAGUAACUGAAUUGAACAAUACACAACCAGAUAUUUUACUACAAUCUGAAAGAAAAAUCAUUAAUUAUAAAGUUAAAGCCUUAGUCAGAAGACUGAAUAUUUAAAUUCUUUCAUCGGCACCAUGGAAAAAUGCAUUAAUGAGUUAACAGAUGGACAGCUGCAGACAUUUUUCUGCACGAAGAAGACCGAGAUCUCGCUGAUAGACGGACCUCUUAUACUGCUAAACCAGUUAAGAGACAAUUACAUCCUUCCAGAAGACAAGUAUCAGGGCAUUCUUAAUACCUCAGAGAAAAAGGAGAAAAUCAUCGCUAUUUAUACGUUUUUGUGUCGGUUAGACAAAAAACCAAAGAAAAUUCGUCGCUUCUGGGAAUUAGUAUUUGAGGAUGACAUUAUGACAUUUUACCCAGAACUUGGAAAACUUAAAGACAAAAUUUUGGAAGCUUUUAAAAAUGAUUGCAAUCAGAACACACAUGCAGGAAAUGAAGAAACAGAGAUGAUCUCAGGCAUUAAUGGUAUACCCAAUGAUCAGCUGCUGGUCUUUUUCCACAUGAAGAAAUCUGCUAUUUCACUGAUAGAUGAACCUCACGUACUGCUAAACCAGUUAAGAGACCAUUCAUUUAUUUCAGAAGACAUAUAUCAGGAUAUAAUUGAUACCACAGAUAAAAAGAAGAGAGUUUUGGCCAUUUAUAAGUUUUUAGAUGGGCUGGAAAGAACAGAACCAAAGAAGAUCCGUCAUUUCUGCGAAGCACUAUUUGAGGAUGCUAUUGUGCGAUAUUACCCAAAACUCCAAAAUCUUAAGGAUGAGCUUUUGCAAGGUAAUCGCACUCAAAACCAACAUAUGCAAAUUGUAGAAAUACAGAUAACAGAUGUGAGGCACAUUGACAACAAUGAAGAAUCGACCAACAGUGACCAUUCUCUUGCCUCCAGUCCAGCUUUAAUAAUCCCCUCAUUAACUGACAGUGAUGAAGAAGCAAGCAACAGCGGCCAUUUCAAUUCACAUUCUCAAGAACCAAGAGCUUCAUGGGAACACUCUGACUCAGAUACUCCUAACAUUAGCAGGCAAUCGGCAGGAUCUUCAGCAGUGAAAAGUAUCAGCUAUAAGCGCUCAGUUUUUGACGACGAAGAAGAAAGCAGUGGAUUCCAUUCCUGCUCCAGGGAUCAUGAAAUUUCACCCGUAUCGCAACAGUCUGACUCAGAAACUCCUAAUGUUAGUAGGCAAUCACUACGAUCUUCUGUGGCAAAAAGAAUCAAACUUAAAUUUUCAGCAGAUUCUGAGAGUGAUGAUGAAGCAAGAAACAGUGGUGAUGACCUUAAGGAGCAACCUGAACGUUUUUGUCGGGUGUUUGACUCGGACUCGGACUCUGACUCUGUCUCUGACACUCCUGCCAUUGGCAAACACUCACUACGAUCUUCUGCUGUGAAAUGUUCCGCCUCCAAACGUUCAGGUGGUCAUUUAAAAGAAAACCAUGAUAUUGUGAAAGACACAACUGAUGAAUUUUUAAAGAAAGAUGAGAUUCCUGUGAUCUGUAAGAAAACAAAAGGCAUUCUCAGCAAAAGUAGAAUGGCAACUGAAGGUUCAUAUUGUAUACGUUCUCGUAAUAAAUGGAUGUUUUGCUCUGAAUUUGAAAUUCUGUCAGGACGUGAAAAGAACAAAAAAUGGAAGGAAAGCAUUUAUAUCGAUAUGGAUGAGUUGAAGAAGAAUUUAAGAAGUGCAUCUGGUGGCCUCGUCAAACGCCGCAUGACACUGGGUGACUUGAUUAAGGAACAAGGACUAACAUGUGAAAAGCAAGAGCUGCGUCAGUCAUUCAUUGAGGAAAACCUACCUCUAUUUAGUGAAUGAAGGCUGUCGGGUUAUUUGGAUCAUAUUCCACAAGAUAUGGCUAUCUAUGCUGUUGAUCAACAUCUCUACUUCUCCAAGAAAAUUACUAAUUUUUGGAUAUUUCUGGAUAUCCCUAUGACAGUCCAGGUUGACUCCACACUCCAAGGUUGUUUCUGGGAGCCACUUGAACCCAGAACUGUUAUUAGCAAACCCAAGGAUGAGCCAGGCAAAUGAGGACACACACAUUUAGCAAGAGGUGGUGCAAAGCAUUUUGGUACCUUUAUUUACAACAGUGUCUACAAAACUUGACAUCUCCUCUACUUACGCCAAAUGGGAUCCUGCACCCAGAACAGAAAUCCUUUCGAUAGACACAGCCAACCUUUUAACUGGGUCCGGGUCCCUGCUGCUGUCGCAGGCUCCCAGUACCGAGCCUCAGUCCUCUAACUCCCACUGCCACUCCUUGGUCUUUCAAAGGAGCUGUCCUGAACAACGGGUCACUCCAUCUACCUAAAGAUGUUCAGCUGAAGAGACCCUCUUCAGCCCCCUCGAGUGUUGGCCAUACGCUCCUCCUUAAGGCUCUCUACCGGGCUCUCUGCUUCCUCGUUACUGAAUGCUGGCAUCUCCCAUUCCAGCCAUCUCUGACAUACUUUUCUUUAACCUUCAAUGGUCAGUCAGUCUGUCUUUCUUUCUUCUCCAUUUAUAGAACUAAUUGGAUACAGGUGCUGUUCUUCACUUGCUCCAUGGUGUGAAUGAAGCACUUGACUGACCCGAUCGCAUUUGCAUGUAAAUGCCUGAUCAGCCAAGCACCCCAAUCAACCUCGGAAUGGCACCUGACUGGGGUCAAUUUGGAACCAAACAAACCUCUCUCAUCACAAUCCCAUAUUAAAAAAUUCAGCCAGCUAUGGUAUAGUGCAAUUAAUGCCCAAACAAGCACAUAAGCCAGAGUGGGCAUUGAUCACACAACGUGAGCAGAAUCGGAUCUUGAGGUAGCAAAUGCAGGAAAGACGUAGAGGAAUCCAGUCCUGUAGUGAAAGAAGAGACUCAGACAACACACUUAACACAAGAAAGCAUCUGAGCUACCAGCCUGGUCAGCAUUGAGGACGACUCACUUUUACUUCAGUCUUCAGAAACAGCAGCUCAUUUUUCUUCUACUAUCUGAACAAUGUCUAUGCAAAUUUUUAUCAAUGUGAAUUUUCAAAAAGCAGAAUUUCUGAAGAGUAAAACAUUGUGUGUAUUUGCAUAGACUAUUUGUUUUCUGGUUUAAUUAUGCAGAAGUGAAUAUGUUAGACAGAAUAUAUCGUGAGUAAAAGUAGCCAUUUGUGUUUCAAAAUGAAACGAAGUAAAAGUGAAAGUAAACAGAAAAUUUUAUUCAAGCAAAUUAGAAACAUUCACAAAUCAUACAUAUCUGUAAGUACAGUCCAGAACUGGACAAAACAGGAUAUGUGAAAGAUAAAAGUUUAGAAUCUGACAAAACAGUCGGAAUACCAAAACGUUUUAAAGGGAAGGCACUUGCAAAAAGUUUUUAAUUCAUAUCCAUAAAUUCGGGCACAGGACACAUGGUGCUGGCUUAUAAUAACAUUAUAUUGAUGUUGAUAUCCUGCAACACCACUUCCAAAGCAAUGGGCACCAAGUCAAGCCCCCUAGCAAGAGCAAUGCCACUGAAUACACAAAAUGGUGGUGCCCACUAGGAAAAUGUGACAUUACAGAAAUUACAAAACGUGUACCUGAAGAACACAAUGAAAGUGAAAUUAAAUUCUAUGAAAUUUAGAAAUUCACUUUGUGGAGAACCCACAAAUUUAUUAAACCUUAGGAAAAUGACUGUGCCACCUAUUUAUUUAUUCAUUAUUAGCACUAACAGGGUGCAAGGCAGGAACAAACCCUGGACUAGAUGCCAGUCCAUUGCAGGGAGAAGACACUCACACACCCACUAAACACACACUAGAGCCGAUUUACUGUUGUCACCUCACCUAACCUGCGCGUCUUCAGACAGUUUCAGGAAACUGGAGCACCUGAGGGAACCCAUGUAGACACAGGAAGAAC